Thyridium curvatum is the source of this 405-nucleotide messenger RNA. RefSeq lists its product as uncharacterized. Bases 1 to 405 code for a protein of 134 amino acids. The record is from RefSeq and is a predicted model, not a curated record. The transcript has 2 exons. NCBI's taxonomy places the organism in Eukaryota, Fungi, Ascomycota, Sordariomycetes, Thyridiales, Thyridiaceae.
AUGGCUUCCUCUUCUUCAAGGGCUUUGGUCAGAGCACUCACUGUUAUCGGCAAGGUCUCAAAGGAGGAAAUCAUGAAGAAGAAUUCGGAAGGUGAACAAUGGCUGCGUGCCAUUGACACGGCAUCCCAGACGGUCCAGGAAUAUAGAGUCAUCUCGGGUCAUAUUCAUCUGAACGGCGAGAUCGACCUCAGCGCCCCAGCGAAGAUGAGAGACAAGAAAAGCUCUGACAAGUCGAGCGGCUCUGGAAAAUCCGGUAGCUCGUCGCACAAGUGGCAGCCGUCGAGGGAUCAAGUCAACGUGCAGACCUGGAAAAUCUGGGAUAUGGACAAACAGAAAGAGCGCGAUGUGACAAGUGACGGGCAAGAUUAUUAUGUCGUGAUUGGUAAGAAAACGAUUCGCUUUUGA